This is a messenger RNA of Clunio marinus, 420 nucleotides long. NCBI's taxonomy places the organism in Eukaryota, Metazoa, Arthropoda, Insecta, Diptera, Chironomidae. The record is from the annotation of a GenBank genome assembly.
GUUUGAUUCCAAGUGGAAAGAAGUUGGCGAAAAUAAUAAGUGAUGAAAAGUUUAAUUUUCGUGACAGUUUUGGUAGCAUUAAGUUUGAAAUUUGAAACAUUUGUGAAAGCUGACAAUGACAGUGGAUUGUUAACAAGCACAGUUAUUUUUUCUAAAUUUGAUGAUAAUGGCUCAUCUAAUGAAAGCGAUGGAACAACUGGAACAGAUACAACAACUGAAGAAUCAACAACAGAAGUUGCCGAAACAAAGACACAAUCUCCUACUGAAAGUACUAGAACAGAUGCAACGACUGAAAGAACAACAAGAGAAGUCACCAAAACAACCGAACCAUCUCCUACUGAAAGUACUGGAACACCAUUUACAGAUGAUGAACUUGGAAGCGAUGAAAAAUUAAAUCAAAAGGCUCAUAUUAAUAUCUGA